AUGGGCGACAUCUUCUCAGCUUGCUUAAAUGGAGCUGACCGGCAGCUGACCACUCAGGGCAUCACACCUACAGAGCAGAAGCCAGUGAAGGUGUUCUCCAUCAUCUCAGCUCAGUCAUAUAGAGCUGACCGGCAGAUCUUGGACCAGCUGACCGCUCAGGGCAUCACACCUACAGAUGAUCCACACCAGAGCGAUGUCAUUCUGCUGUUUUGUCCAAUCCUGACACGAAUCGCAUCUGACCUUGAUGCAGCCGUCAGAAAUAUUCCAGAUGGAGCAAAAGGCAAACCUGUGGUGUUGGUUCUGAUGCAUCACACUUUUGACCCAAACGAAGUCCUGGACAGAACCUGCUGGAGCGCACAGCAUCCCUGUUUAAAGGAGGAAGUGCGUGUGCUUUUCCAUCAGACUUCAGGACUUCUGCAGUGCGACAGGAACAAGGAGGCGGUGCGGACCCUCAAGACCCUCUGUGACCAGUAUGCAACACCAGACUGUGCCAAUAUCCUCCGGAGAGCCAAGGAGUUACAGAAGAUGAGGGUAAGAGAUAUGUCCAUCUCAAUCUUCCCCGACUACACCGCGAAGACCGCCCGUGCCCGCGCUGCAUUUAAUGAUGUUCGUCGCCAGUUACGGGACAUUGAGGGAGUCCGGUUCGGCAUUCUGCAUCCAGGCAAGCUGCGCAUUACGUACAGAGGGGUGCAGCGGGAUUUCACCUCGCCAGAGAAAGCCAAGAUCUACAUAAAGACAAUCGAAUCACUACCUCCAGAAAAGUAA
Messenger RNA from Knipowitschia caucasica, 765 nucleotides. The record is from the annotation of a GenBank genome assembly. Lineage: Eukaryota; Metazoa; Chordata; Actinopteri; Gobiiformes; Gobiidae.